This is a messenger RNA of Physella acuta, 816 nucleotides long. RefSeq names its product putative defense protein 3. Lineage: Eukaryota; Metazoa; Mollusca; Gastropoda; Physidae. The record is from RefSeq and is a predicted model, not a curated record. Gene Ontology annotation, cellular component: membrane.
GUGUCAUUGAUCGGUGUUACAGGCUGAUAGCUGUCUGAUAAGGAUAAAAUCUAACGUGAGGUUAAUUAUCUCAGAUGGUUGAUGGUGUGUGACAUCCAACUAAUGAUGGCGGCAGAUCAUCCCCACACCCAGACGUUUCUCGCCGUUUUUGUGCUGACCAUUACAUCACGGACCGUCCUGAGCUCACAUAAUGGACAGAAUGUGGACGAUGCGUGUCAAGACUUGACGCCCCGACACGGGGAGGCGCCCCAACCCUCGCCACCCCUGUACAAGCUUACCUUCUCUCCGAAUUCUUACAAGCCUGGCCAGCAAGUUUAUGUGACUGUAAGCACGUGCAACCCCGAGUCUACGGGGUUCAAAGGGUUCAUGGUUCAGGCGAGGCGAGCAGACGUAAGGCAGGACCAGACAGAACUGUUGGGGGGAUUCACGCCUGUAGACAACACGAGGCUGGCGUGUGAUGACAGAGCCUUGGUCCAUUCGGACAAAACCCUCAAGAAGAUCAAAUCUUUUAACUGGACGUCGCCAUCACAGAGCGUGGGUCACGUGGUGUUUAGGGUGACAUUUGUGUACAGCUUUACCGUCUUCUGGUCCAACAUCGUGUCUGACGUCUUGCUGGACGCUGGUCUGACAGAUCAAGUGAACCUGGUGACCAAAACACAAUUAGACAGCACAUGUUACACUGAAACGUGUGAGAAGAAAUCGUGUAGCAGUGGUCAGGCACUGAUGACCCACCCGUGUGUCGUCAUGUCGUGUCUACUGUUCACGCUGGCACCGUCAUGGACUCGCUGGCUGGAAGUUCCAAGAGUGGCUAUUUGA